AUGUUCCCCUUCAACCGUUUUCGCCGCUUAUCGUCGUUCCCGCUUAUCCUGCUGCUCGUGUGCUGGCAUCUUCAGGCGCCGGCGGGCGUAAGCUCGCUCGAUCGCAUGGACAACGCGACCGUACCGCUGGCUCGUGCCAAACGACUAAUAAGCUUCCCAAUCAAUGGUGGCCUAGCGAAGAUGAUUCUCGGAUUUCUGGCACCGGUUCGUUUCCAUCAUCCACUGCCACGCAGCCUCAACCUCGGCAUCAAUGUGCAGGCCAACUAUGCGAUCAGUCCGAACAUAAUAUUCCCCCGGCCGGAGUCGAUCUUCGGCAAUCGCGAGCUGGAGCGCUAUGCCGAUCCGAACAGUCGGCAGCAGGUGUACGGUGUGCUGGAAAAGAUCCUGCAGAUGGUGCUGGGGACGAAUCGAACGGCACGCGAGUGUUUGCUGCGGACGGUGUGUGAAGUGGCGGACACACCGCUGCAUCAUAACGGGCUGGUUGGGGAGCUGCUGGAUGUGAUAUUUACGCCCCAAGAAUCGGAUGUACUGCCAUCGGAAUUCCUAAUGGCACGGAGGUAUGGUGCGAAUGGUGUUGAUUGUUUGCGAGUGUACGACUCCUGUCCGUGGGGUAUGGGAAUGCUAGAUCACGUGUCAACAGUUUUCGUUUAAAUCUUAAC
Molecule: messenger RNA, 659 nt
Organism: Anopheles merus
Lineage: Eukaryota; Metazoa; Arthropoda; Insecta; Diptera; Culicidae
Exons: 2
Coding region: 1-651 (216 amino acids)
Source: RefSeq, a predicted model, not a curated record